This is a messenger RNA of Purpureocillium lilacinum, 417 nucleotides long. Its product is annotated as negative cofactor 2 transcription regulator complex subunit ncb2. NCBI's taxonomy places the organism in Eukaryota, Fungi, Ascomycota, Sordariomycetes, Hypocreales, Ophiocordycipitaceae. The record is from RefSeq and is a predicted model, not a curated record. Gene Ontology annotation, biological process: negative regulation of transcription by RNA polymerase II; RNA polymerase II preinitiation complex assembly. Gene Ontology annotation, molecular function: TBP-class protein binding; protein heterodimerization activity; RNA polymerase II general transcription initiation factor activity. Gene Ontology annotation, cellular component: negative cofactor 2 complex.
AUGUCGGAUCACGAGUUUGGAGGCAACGAUGAUCUGUCUCUGCCAAAGGCAACGGUGCAAAAGAUCGUCAGCGAGAUCUUGCCUCCCCAGGGCGGCGUCGCCUUCGCCAAGGAAGCCCGAGACCUCCUCAUAGAAUGCUGCGUCGAAUUCAUCACGCUCAUCUCGUCUGAGGCCAACGAGAUUUCCGAGAAGGAAGCCAAGAAGACGAUUGCGUGCGACCACAUCACAAAGGCACUGGAGCAACUAGGCUUCUCUGAUUACGUGCCGGCCGUGCUCGAGGCAGCUGCCGAGCAUAAAGAGGUCCAGAAGGGCCGCGAGAAGAAAGCCGACAAGUUCGCUAACAGCGGCAUGUCGAUGGAAGAGCUCGCUCGCCUGCAGGAGGAGCAGUUUGCCCAGGCGAGGUCACGACACACGUGA